UCUUGUCUCUCAGGAGGGAAGCGGCGCCGCCCCGCGUUUCUUCCGGUUCCCGGAUGUAGGGCCAGUUGUGUCUCUGCGACCUGUCUGGCUUCUGUGUCUCGUAACUGUCGCCAGAUCACUAUACUCAGUGGGCGCUGACGCGAGCCCGGCUCGUCCGUGUGCAGCCUCCCGGGAGCGAAGACAGCGCGGACGCCCCCGGGAUAAAACGCCGGUUUCUCGGUUUUUAAGACUCUGCCCAGGCCGGCGCCAGGCGCGCGGUGACAAUCUGUGAAACAAGAGAAAACAGAAACUACUAUGUUUAUGGAAGAGAACAAGAAUUCAAAAGUUACUCUACUCUCUGAAAAUAAACAGUGCAAGAAUACUGAUGUCCUUAUGUAUUUAGAAGAGGAGAGCCAAGAUCUGAAAACUACUGGGCCUUCGGGGGAACAAGGGAGUUAGUAAUUCAGCAGUCAUGUUGUUCUCCAGGGAGGAGGAAGAGGAAGGAGAUGAACUGGAAGACACAGUAUAUUCAGAGGAUGAAGAGGCUUAUGAAAAUCCAGAAGCUGUUGUGUACUCAGGCGAAGAAUGGGAAGGUGAGAAUCUAGAUACUGAUUUAUACUUAGGAGAAAAGGAUGAUCUAGAACCUGUGGCAUAUGUUGAAGAUCCAGAAUCAGCAGAGGAAGAGGAAGCCUGUGUGGAUCUGGAGUACACCGAAUAUUGUGGGGAAAAUGACAUGAUCGGGUACUCGGAUGAUGAACAGAGAUGUGAGAAUUUAGAGACUGAAGUUUCUUCGGAGGAGGAGGAGGCGGCAGCCAAUUUAGAAGAGAGAAGAAAAACAUUCAAAGAAAUCCUGUCAUGUUUGGCAAUGGACAGGAAUAGAAAGCUUCUACCAAGUUUUGUUCAUCAGUUCCACUUGGACCAUGGAUGUCAUUGGACCCCUCAGACACCAGCCGACUUAGCCUGGAAUUUCCUAGUAAAAAUUCAGUCCUUGGAUGUGACUGCUAGAGAUACAGUCCUCAGCCAGAGAGUCAUGGAUGAGGAUAGCAAAGAGGGACUGAUCACUAAGGUUGAUAUGGGUCUUAGAGACAAAGAGACCAUUGAUCCCCUUGAUGUCCUUUGUGCCAUCAUGCUUUGUUCUGACAUCUCUUUGCAGCAGGAGGUCUUGGGGAACAUGUUUAAGUGUCACUUUGCCCUUCCCUUGCUGCUACCAGAUGCAGAGAACAAUAAGUGCAUUUUGAUGCUAGAGGCCAUGAGGAACAUUGUGCCAAAGGACUCAAUACAUUCCCUAGGAGAUGCUGCUCAGGUUGGUGUAAAGUCUCUAGUGUUUAUGAAAAUGCCUCUUAUCUCUUUUGUUCGAUUGGGGUGCUGUGGUUCAUCUAAAUCCAAGAUCCUUAAUGCAGUACUCAGCCCUCCCCAAAAGCAGCUUCCCCACAUCUUUCUGCACUGAGACUCCCAUGCCUCAUUAUGUCCUCGGCAAAUCUCUGAUGGCAUGGUUGAGAUUACUUGGUGUUUCCCUAACAGUGGAGCUGGUAAGGAAAAUUCUGACAUUUUCCAAGAUCCUGUGGCUGUGGCCAACCUUAGGGGAGAUCUGGAGUUAUUCUGGAUGCAGUUUGGCUUUUUAACGGAGGUCUCCUCAGCUAUGUUCAUUUUUAUUGACUGUCCAGGUGAGAGGGAAUGGGACCUCCUAGCAUUUCUAGGAGAAUCUGCUAAGGAAAGAUGCUACUUCAUUCUCAGUCCUCAGUCUAGGGAGAGUGAGGAAGCCCAACUAUUCCAGAGAAUUCUGAAACUGAAGCCAUCACAACUACUGCUUCUAGAGGAGAGUGAUAUGGAGGAUAGAGGAAGGCAUGCAGAGGGCCUCCAAAUAGCCCUGAAGGAGGUAAUGCGCUCUCCUCUCAGACAUGUGUCAGUGGAAGAUAUGGCAUCAUUGGCCAGAGAGUUGGGGAUCCAGGUGGAUCAGGACUGUGAGAAAGCCCAAAGUGUCCAAGGGACCCUUAGUGAAGCCACAGGUGAGGAUGAGGUACUCCAGAGCCAUACUUAUCCCACACAUCUGCCAGGAAACCAGUGUCAAAUACCUGCAAGAGGGACUGGGAUUUUUAGGGGAGUCCACCCCCAACCUCAUGCUUUCUACCGUACUUCAUCAUUUACCUCUGGCCCAUGGGCUUGGAGGCACCCACUGACCAUGAUGAAUGGUAAUCUUUACCAGGCUCCUCUGAGACCCUACUGUUCCAUGGGCUCCAAUGUGUGGCCAGGGGUUAGGCCCAGAUGGUUAAGCCCUCUGGCCUUUCACAAUAUAAGGGCCAAUAUACAAGGCAGAAGUCCUGGUAGAGGGGCUUGCAAACCUCAGAGAAUUCAUCAAGCUGCAGCAUUAGUGAAAUCCUCUAGAUCUCCCCCAGUACAGCAUUUGGUAAGACCACCUGGACUCAUUUCUCAAACUGUACUGGCCCCAUACCAGGGAUCUCAGUCAAAAAAUUUAGGAGCCAGUAGAUUCACCUCCCCGGCAGGUCAUUUGCAAACCCUAGGACCACAGCCAUCAGGAACAUCUAUUCUACCUAUUAGACCAAAUUUCCAUUUAGGGUGGUUCUGGAACCCAAGAUUCCAACAUGUAGGAGUGACCAAGGAACCUAUGAGACAAGCAUCAAGUUCAAGACAACACCAGCCUACAGAAGUACAGGCUGCAGAAACAUCGAGGAGGCCAGCCUCCCAAGCACAGGGAUCAAAGCUAGGAAGAACAUCUGGGACCCAGAGAUCUCAGCCAGCAGGAGCAGCUGGGCAGCCAAUGAAAUUGUCCUGUCAUAUAGGAAGCACCAUACCCCAGCCACCUCAACCAGCCAGAACAACUGGGAGACCCUUAAGGCCUGCCUGUCAGCGCCAGGGUCAGUCCAUAAAACCUGCUUCCCAAACAGGAUGCUCAUCCAAUUAUAAUAACAAACCAUCACUCAAGUCUCAGUCCAAGCCUCCUCAAAAUAAGCCAUCCAGCUCCAAAGGAGGAGCCAAGAGGAGAGGAAAGUAAUUAUUCCAGAAUCUAGUGAGUCUGAUUAUCAAGAGGCAGCUAACCAGUGCAGUGGAUUGAAUGCUGGACCUAGAGUCAGGAAGACCUGAGUUCAAAUCUCACUUCAGAUGUUUACUUGCUAUGAGACCCUGGACUUAAUCUCUGUCUGCCUCAGUUUUCUUAUUUGUAAAAUGGGAAUAAUACUAGAAGUUACCUUCCAGGGUUAUUGG
Molecule: messenger RNA, 3198 nt
Organism: Phascolarctos cinereus (koala)
Lineage: Eukaryota; Metazoa; Chordata; Mammalia; Diprotodontia; Phascolarctidae
Source: RefSeq, a predicted model, not a curated record